Papilio xuthus (Asian swallowtail) is the source of this 1398-nucleotide messenger RNA. Its product is annotated as tetraspanning orphan receptor. The transcript has 7 exons. Gene Ontology annotation, cellular component: lysosomal membrane. The record is from RefSeq and is a predicted model, not a curated record. NCBI's taxonomy places the organism in Eukaryota, Metazoa, Arthropoda, Insecta, Lepidoptera, Papilionidae. Bases 180 to 1202 code for a protein of 340 amino acids.
AUCUUUCAUGAAAUAGUGAAUUGCAAAUGUCAGUGUACUGAUUUUGUGAGUUUUAUUUGUGCUGCUUAUCUUAUUUGAAUAGAUAUAUUAAACAUUAUCUAGUCUUAACCAUUUAUUUAUAUACAUAUUUUGUAUAGACUACAGAACACUUUCGUCUUUUUUAAUCAGAAGUUGCAAAAAUGCUACGUCUCCGGCCCAAGUCGGGAAGUGUCCGCAACAAUGACUGGCGCUGUUGCUUCUGUCUGCAUGUGCGCACCGGUACCAUAUUGCUUGGUACAUGGCAUCUGAUGCUACAUUUGGUAGCUUUGGGAUUCCUGGCGGCAAUCGUGCGCGAUCCUCAUCUGCUGGAGGAGCUGGAGCGUGACUCGGCGACGGCGGACUGGGGCGAGCUAGGUGCGGCCAUGCCCACUCCGCUGUCCAACGUCGAGCCGCCGCCCAGCCCCUACCCGCAACGUGGCAACCGACCCCGCGACUAUAGCUUGAUUUACAGUGAUGUGGAUCUCGGUGCACUGGUUACCUUGUGUACCCUGGUGAUUACCCUCUUUCUGAUCUAUGGUGCAUCCCGAGGCAAGCCUGUCCACCUGCUUCCCUUCUUCUGCCUUCAAAUAUUCGACUUUGCUAUCACUUUGAUGACUGCGACUGGAUACCUGUGCCACCUUCGCUCCAUCCACCACCUGAUCGCGGAGACUAAGCGUGUGCCGUGGCGCGCGCAGCUGCUGCAACUCUCCACGCCCACGCUCACGCUCAUCGUGCUCGGUGCCAUACUGCUCGCUAUACUCAUCAAGCUGUACUGCCUGCGUGUGGUGUGGCGCUGCUUCAAAUACCUGUCGAUGCUGUCGAUCCCCGCGCUGAGCCCCUUCGUGAUCACCAACGAUGUUCCGAGCCCUGGACCCGCACCCUACGCACCCGCGCCCUACGCUAAUCUACUGCCCGACUACGAGGAAGCCGUCAAGCAGACCCCCCCGCCCUCCUACCGUGCCGCCACCCUCAUGGCUGUCGUCGACCCCAACGUGGCCACAGCUGAAUUAUCCGCCGCUGCUCCCGCUAUGGCCGCCGCCGCCGCUCCUGCUGAGGCUGUCGCUGUCGCUCCCGCUGUGGUAGCCGCUGCCGCCGCCGCCGCCGCGCCCCCCGCACCCUUCGCACAGCACUCUACUGACACAGUCGUGAUUCUGCCGCAGCAGGGAACGCACGUGCGCGUUUGAAUCUCUUCACUAAUAUUUACAUACGGCGAAUGCCAUUAUCUAAUUGUUCGAGUAGAAAAAAAAACAAAAAAAUUAUCGAUGUUCUUUAAUUUAUUGCGAUAAGGCAUUUCAAUGGAAUUCACUUGUUAAUCUAAAAUUAUCACGAAUCUUCUGAAUUUAUUAAGUACUGCUUUAAAUGUUAGGUUUGUUUUUUUAU